Messenger RNA from Populus trichocarpa (black cottonwood), 2019 nucleotides. Its product is annotated as glycylpeptide N-tetradecanoyltransferase 1. Gene Ontology annotation, biological process: N-terminal peptidyl-glycine N-myristoylation. Gene Ontology annotation, cellular component: cytoplasm. NCBI's taxonomy places the organism in Eukaryota, Viridiplantae, Streptophyta, Magnoliopsida, Malpighiales, Salicaceae. The transcript is spliced from 2 exons. Bases 242 to 1552 code for a protein of 436 amino acids. Gene Ontology annotation, molecular function: glycylpeptide N-tetradecanoyltransferase activity. The record is from RefSeq and is a predicted model, not a curated record.
UAAAUCCUCACAAACCCCCACGCGCUACAGUCCCCAAAUCAAAACGAGAAAUAAGCAUCUUUUUAGCCGCCUCCCCAAACAAUGUGAACGAAAUUGGCUAUGAGAAUCUGAUUGCUCCUCUCCUCUCCUCUCCUCUCAAAACCAUCAGGAGAUUUGCAGUAACGUGAAGGUCUAUUCUUGCAAAGCUUCUGCAGCGAAAUUUUCCAUUAAUUCUCGCUCCUGUUAGAAUCCAUUUGCUGAAAUGGCCGAUAACAAUAACAAUUCACCACCUGUGUCUUCGAAAGAAAACCCAGAUCAUGAUUCUGAGACGAACCUAAUUGCCAAGGAAGAUAGCUCCCUCGCAACUAUAGCCCGUAGGUUUCAGGACUCCAUUUCCUUAGGCAAGACACACAAGUUCUGGGAAAGUCAACCUGUUGGUCAAUUCAAAGACAUUGGUGAUUCAAGUUUGCCCGAGGGCCCUAUUGAGCCUCCAACCCCGCUAUCUGAAGUUAAACAAGAACCAUACAAUCUCCCUACUCAGUAUGAAUGGACCACCUGUGACAUGGAGUCCGAGGAGACUUGCAAUGAGGUCUAUAAUCUCUUGAAAAACAACUAUGUUGAAGAUGAUGAGAACAUGUUUAGGUUUAAUUACUCACAGGAGUUUCUUAGAUGGGCUUUGUGUCCCCCGGGUUACUAUCCAAGCUGGCACAUUGGGGUUCGUGCCAAAGCUUCCCAGAAGCUCGUUGCUUUCAUCACAGGUGUCCCUGCAAGGAUUCGGGUGCGUGAUGAAGUUGUGAAAAUGGUUGAGAUCAAUUUCUUGUGUGUUCAUAAGAAGCUUCGGUCGAAGAGACUUGCCCCUGUUAUGAUUAAGGAGGUUACUAGGAGGGUUCAUUUAGAGAAUAUUUGGCAAGCAGCAUAUACUGCUGGCGUGGUUCUUCCAACACCAAUAACAACCUGUCAGUAUUGGCACAGGUCUUUGAACCCGAAGAAGCUUAUUGAUGUUGGCUUUUCAAGGCUUGGUGCAAGGAUGACAAUGAGUCGGACAAUAAAACUCUACAAGUUACCAGAUUCCCCCGCCACCCCUGGAUUUAGAAAAAUGGAACUUCGUGAUGUACCUGCUGUUACAAGGUUGCUAAGAAAUUACUUGAGCCAGUUUGUUGUUGCACCUGAUUUUGAUGAGAAUGAUGUGGAGCACUGGCUUCUUCCAACUGAGAACGUGGUUGAUAGUUACUUGGUUGAGAGUCCAGAGACUCAUGAGAUCACUGACUUCUGCAGCUUCUACACGCUUCCAUCCUCUAUCCUAGGCAACCAGAAUUACUUGACGUUGAAAGCUGCCUAUUCAUAUUACAAUGUUAGCGUGAAGACUCCAUUGCUUCAGUUAAUGAAUGAUGCACUGAUUGUUGCCAAGCAGAAGGAUUUUGAUGUUUUUAAUGCAUUGGAUGUCAUGCAUAACGAGUCUUUCCUGAAAGAACUGAAAUUUGGACCAGGUGAUGGGCAACUACACUACUAUCUUUACAAUUACCGCUUACAGCAUGCCUUGAGACCCUCGGAACUGGGGCUUGUCCUCUUAUAGAUUGAAAUAUCUGGAAGUUGGUUCUGUAGUAUCUUUUUUUUUUUUUUUUUUUGAUUUACGUGGGGUGUCCGGGCCAGCUUACGCGCACCACGACUAUUCCCCACGGCCCACUGGACAUCCUGCAAGCCCAGGAGCAGGUAAGGCACCGCGGGGGUGACAGGCGUGCACAUAGAGGGUCGAACCCGGGACGGGGGCGGAACAAGUCACACGGUUGACCACAGCAGCUAGACCCUCAAGUGCGUUCUGUAGUAUCUUUGAUUGAAUGGGUAUGUGGUUGCCCGUAUUUUUGUUUUCCCUCAGCACUAGGAUCAGAUUAUGCACUGUAUUUGAGAAAAAAAGCUUGUGUUUCCAUAAGCUUAAGUUUUUGAGGCAAUUGCAAUGUUAUUCGCUAUUCAGUAUGUUCUCUGGACACGAAAAAAAUUGUUGAGAGCUUGAAUAACCCUUUUAUUCAGGGUUCAUGUCGCCAA